Molecule: messenger RNA, 1420 nt
Organism: Abrus precatorius (Indian licorice)
Lineage: Eukaryota; Viridiplantae; Streptophyta; Magnoliopsida; Fabales; Fabaceae
Exons: 1
Coding region: 57-1319 (420 amino acids)
Molecular function (GO): methyltransferase activity
Source: RefSeq, a predicted model, not a curated record
CUCUGAUUCAGUGAUUCUCAUCUUUCACUCUCUCUCUGCACGAGGAAAGAACCAAAAUGGGUUCUGUUUCUCUGAAAAUAGGCGAUGGAACAGCCAGAUUCCAAAGAGCAACUCUGUGUUCUUCAGCUGUUAACAUUCUCAUGAUAUUCUCUGUCAUCACAACCAAUCUUUUUGCUCUCUAUGCCUUCACUGCUUCCCCAAAACACCAUCAACAACACCUUCUUCACCAUGGUCACAAGAACAUCACUGUCAUCUCGGAACAGGUCUCACUCAUACUGAGAGAGAUCGAUUUGUCUCAGAAGAAACUGGCCCAGAUGGAGAAAGAGCUUCUAGGAUAUGAAAGCAUUGAUCUUUCAAGACCCAACAUUGCUAGUGAACUCAAACUAUUCCUCCAGCGCCACCAGCUCCCUCUGGGCAAAGAUUCAAGAACUGGGAUCACUGAAAUGGUGCCAUCUGUUGGCCAUUCAUGUGAGAAAUCUGCAGACUUGUUGUCUCAGUUCAUGAGUUACAAGGUUUUUGGACCUUGCCCUGAUGAUUGGAGUGUGGCACAGAAACUGAUCUUGAAAGGAUGUGAACCUUUGCCUAGAAGGAGGUGUUUUGCAAAGACUGUUUCUAAGGUAGGCCUUUAUCCCUUUCCAGAUUCUCUUUGGAAACCUGUUGGUAAUAAGACAGUUAAUUGGAGUGGUCUUAAUUGUAAGAAUUUUGAAUGUUUGAAUGCUAAGAAGUUGAGUAGAGAGUGCAUUGGUUGCUUUGAUUUGGUUAAUGGCAAUGAGAAUCAGAGGUUUAUCAAGGCUAAAAGUAAGAAUGAUUUUCUAGUUGAUGAUGUUUUGGACUUGGGAGGUGGAGGAAUUAGGAUAGGGUUUGACAUUGGUGGUGGGUCUGGAUCCUUUGCUGCUAGAAUGGCUGAUAGGAAUGUUACAGUGAUUACUAGCACUCUCAAUGUUGAUGCUCCAUUCAGUGAGUUCAUUGCUGCAAGAGGGCUUUUGCCUCUUUACUUAAGCUUAGAUCAUAAGUUCCCAUUCUAUGACAAUGUAUUUGAUUUGAUUCAUGCUUCUAGCGGCUUGGAUGUUGGAGGUAAGCUAGAGAAGUUGGAGUUUUUGAUGUUUGACAUCGAUCGAGUUUUGCGGGCUGGUGGUUUGUUUUGGCUUGAUAACUUCUUCUGUGGCAAUGAAGAGAAGAAACAAGCUUUGACUCGGUUGAUAGAAAGAUUUGGAUAUAAAAAGUUGAAAUGGGCUGUGGGAGAGAAGGUCGAUAGUGUUGGGUCAGGCAAACCUGAAGUUGUGUUAUCUGCUGUCCUUCAGAAACCUGUUAGAGUUUAGGAGAUUAUACUACAAACAGCAAGAAAGAAUAAUCUUGAUUCUCCUAAAUCUCUUUCACACGUAAUUUGUGUGAAUGAAUUGCUGCCAGCAUCAUCAUCAAG